UCGCGACAGUCGCGUGCCGAGCGUUUUGCUCAUGGACACUUUUAUUUUUGCUCACGAUACAGACUUCAAUACGUAUAUAAAUAGUAAUAAUUUCUUAUGAUUAUAAUUAAUACGCUCAUACGUGCCUGUGAGAUAGAUUAUAUUUUGUAUCGUAUGUAGGUAACUGGCGUUUAACGAAUGAUAUAAUAAUGUGUUUUGUAGAACAGUGCUUUCAGUGUGGUGUGAAUGUCUCGAGCGAAAGCGAAAGCUCUACAUAGGGGAGUUUGUUUUGUUUGCGUGGUUUUCUUGCGGAGCGAAUUGAGAAAAUAAUACUUAUAUCUUGUUCAUACAAGGAUAUUUUAAGUUUGAAUCAAACACGCUCGCUGCCUAUGUAUAUCGGUAACGCAGCAUCCCGUCUAUAGAGAAAUUAAUCUGGACCACCGGUACAGGAAACAUGCUGAUAGCGCUCUCAGUGUAACACUGGAUAAUCGGAAAUCACAUAUACAAUGAUAAUAUCACCGAAUCCGAUCAAAAAUAUAAGUAGAUUUAUAUAAAAAAUAAGUCAUAAAUUAAAAUGGGAGAAAGAAGAAACGAUAUCACGAACGAUUCUAUCGAUAUAAUGACGAGAUAUCAUUCCAAUGAUAAUAUAAUUAACGAUUCGACUGAUUUAGUGGAUAGUGUAAACUGUGAACAUGAUUUAAGAUGGCAGAUUGAUGGCCGAUGUUCAAAAGAUUGUGCCUCGAAAGACUUAAAAGGUUCGAUGAGAGCUCGGAACGAAUAUGGAGAUACAAAGGGGGCCGAUUGUAUGAAAUUUAAAUGCCGGGUGUGUAGGGAUACCUCUGGGAGGACAAUGGGUGUGCGGUUGCCUCUGGUAGCCGUGAUAGGUCUCCUGUUCAUGACUCUGGCUUCGUCUGCCGCCGCGCCUCUUAGGACGCGUACUGGAAGAAGCGCUCACGAACAAGUCGAAAAGGAGGCGAAAGGUUAUCUCGAAAUGUUCGGAUAUUUAAAGAAGGGGAGACCAGAAGUCGGUAACUUACUGAUGGGGGACGUGUCACAGUCUUACGAAGACGACUUCAGGAUUGCCAUCAAGACCCUACAAGAGUUCGGAGGCAUACCCGUGACGGGUGUUAUAGAUAACGCGACGAAAGAAUUGAUGAAGAAGAAGCGAUGUGGCCGACCUGACAGAGAACCCGGAGAAGAAAACGGCAGCAGGAGGAAAAGAUUUGCCGUACAGGGGGAGAAGUGGAAACACACUAACUUAACUUGGAGUCUGUCGCAAGUUCGCCGACCAUCGCAACUGGAUCCUCAUGGCACGAGGAGUGUGCUGGCUCGUGCCCUCGACAUAUGGGAACAAGCCUCCAGGCUCACCUUCACGGAGAUCAACUCGGAUGAAGCUGACAUUGUUGUUUCCUUCGCCAAACGCUACCACGAUGACGCCUAUCCUUUCGACGGCCGUGGCUCCGUGUUGGCUCACGCCUUCUUCCCUGGAACUGGUCGAGGAGGUGACGCUCACUUUGACGACGACGAACUGUGGCUCUUGAGACCGAACAACGACGAUGAGGAAGGUACGUCGCUGUUUGCCGUGGCCGUUCACGAAUUCGGACACUCGUUGGGCUUGAGCCACAGUUCCGUCAAAGGAGCACUUAUGUUCCCCUGGUACCAAGGCUUCCAACCAAACUUCGUUUUACCGGAAGAUGACAGGAAUGGUAUUCAACAGAUGUAUGGUCCGAAGGUAAAGAAGACUUGGGCAAAGAUACCUUAUUAUAGACCAGCUGAAACGCCACCAACCACUACGACUACUACCACCACCACCACAACAACAACCAGAAGACCAUACAUUCAUCAACAUCACCCAGAACGACAUCCGAACCAUCGUCCUUACACACCAUACCCUCGUCCUCCAAAUAGAAAUCCAGUAUAUUACCCCGAACGUCCCACAUUACCCGACAGACCUCAUCACCCUGAAAGAAAUUACCCCGAUCGUAACCCCUACUACCCUGAUCGUCGUCGUUAUAACACUACGGAAGAACAUCCCAGAAGAACGAACCACAAUCACUAUCCUCGACCAACAGAGACCACGACGCACGCUACAACUUAUCGCCCACGUUACCCGCAGUCCCGACCAGAAUAUCCGAGCCAUCCAAGACAGAAUUACCCAACUGACCCGAGUCAAGAUUACCCCAAAAGAAAACCCACUUAUCCGGUUAAAACGACUACCAUCAAACCGACCCCACCUGCCGACAAACCCGACACAUGCGACACUAGUUACGACGCUAUAUCUCUAAUACGUAAUGAGCUCUUCAUUUUUAAGAAUAAGUAUCAUUGGAGGAUUGGAGCCGACAGACGGUACACGGGCUAUCCAAUCGAGAUUACUAGAAUGUGGACCGGUUUACCAAAGAAUUUAACUCACGUGGAUGCCGUUUAUGAAAGACCUGAUCGGAAAAUAGCUUUCUUUAUUGGUAAGCAAUUGUACUUGUUUGAUUCACAAUACUUGAUGCCGGGAUAUCCCAAGAACCUCGCUCAACUCGGCUUACCGGAGAGCCUUGAGAAGUUAGACGCGGCUAUGGUUUGGGGCUACAACGGAAAAACUUACUUCUACAGUGGCACCAUGUACUGGAAAUUCGACGAAGAUCUGGGACGAGUUGAACUCGACUACCCUCGUGAUAUGGCUAUGUGGAAGGGAGUUGGAUACAACAUAGAUAGCGUGUUCCAAUGGAAAGACGGCAAAACAUACUUCUUCAAAGGCAAAGGUUUUUGGAAGUUCAACGAUCUACAGAUGCGAGUCGAGAACGAACGUCAAACCCCGUCCGCGCCUAUCUGGAUGUCAUGUCCUAUCGAACGGACGGGAAGACGAGCGCCGUUCAGAGCACUCCCAGCCCCGGGAUCAACACUACGCUCUCCCAGCCGAGCCGCUCUCAACAAACAUAGUCUACUGCCGUAUCUAGUUUCUCUAAUUAUUAUACUAGCCCGCUCUCUUUAGUCUAUAAUUCUAUAAUGUGUCACACUUGACAGUUGACACUAGAAAGUUCUAAUAUCUCGUGCUGUUCGGAAACGUGUUACUGAACAAACAAGUACAUAUCGGUAUCGUCUGAUAGGAUAAGUAAGCGCAAUCCAUGCACUGCCUAUUAUAGUAAUUAAAUUAUUGUAUCGUAAAUGACGUAACUUUUAAUCUCCUAGGCUAAUUCUUAUAUGAUGCAUUUUUAUAUAAAAUUUUAAUGCUAUAUAUGUACAUUUUGAUCUCAAUAUGAUCGAUUUCUUUUUAUUUGAUGUAAGGUACAUAACACCAUUUAUUUAGCUUCUGUACAGAUUAUGUAGUUUCGAUGUCAGUAUUGCUAUGAACUUACUAUAACACAUUACGUUAAUAACAUAGUAAUCUUUUAUAAAUAGGAAAGGUAAUCCGUUAUUGUAUUAUUUUAGUAGCAAAAAGCUGUCUUUUGAAAAAUUAAGAAUAAAAUACUAUAACUAAUAUUAAUACUAUUAGUAUGGCAACAUUAAUUCUAAUUUAGUUUUGAAGUUAUAAACAUUUUUAUAACGCAUUGUAUAUUACUCAACUGAUAACGUUAGUUUAAAAUAGUGCGAAAUUUUGUCAUUAAAAUAAUUAAUUAACAAAAUGUGUAUAAUCGCAAUGUCCACAAGUAUGCCUUAAUAUAAAUAAAAAGUAUAUUAAAAAAUAUAUGUAUUAAUUAUUAUUAUUAUUAUUAAUAUAAAAUAUUAUUUUUAUUAAUAAUGUAACUUGUAUGUAACUCAUUAAACAACUCCUAUGCUGGUUAGAGGUUCACAUAUUAUGUAAUUUGUAAAUUUUUAUAAUAAGUAAAUAGCUGUAUAUGUAAUGUCGCUAGGGUAUUCAUAUUUACCAAUAUAUAACCUAAGAAUUUAUAGAUUAAUGAGGUAUUCGUGUCUAUUACAAUAAUAUUAUAUAUUGGCUUAUCAAUGUCUUCUAACAUUAAAUUAUUGAAUACUAUGUACUAAUCGUAAUGUGUCCUACUCCUAAAGGUAUAUAACACCAUAAAUAAAAUGGUAAUGUUAGCUAAGAUUGUGUAUGACUGUUUGUCGGUUUGUUUAUUUUAUAUUACAAUAUAGAUAUCAAGAACAAUCAUAAUUGUCACAUAGCAGUUAAUGAACAUGUACACAAAAUCUUAUAAAUAAUUUCAAGUCAGAAAGGAGCAAUAUAAAUACUGUAUCUUUAUUUCACAAUAUCUCCGGAAUGAAAAUGGUGCUUCUAAUAGUUAGUUUUUGUACAGAAUAAAUUCAUAUUAGGUAUUUUUGUAUGCUUUUGUAAGUGUUUUAUGAUUAUUAAGUGUAGUUUAAUGUUGUGUGUCUUUAACACAGCCUUUCCCAUAUAAUCUUGUGCAAUCAGCAGAUAUAGAUAUAAAAAUUAUAGCUUGAGCUUCAGAUGAGAAACUGUCAUUAAUCCGUUACCUAUGUGUGUGCAUUACAAGUAUAGUCCACGUAUAAUGUGAUUUACUUAAAACUUUGGACAUAAACAAAUAACUGUGAUAUUUACUUUUUAAAAAGCCAUCGGCAAAGUUUAACACAAAAUUUCAAAUAAUAGAAUGAACUUGUAAAUGCAAAAUGAAGUUAUCCUUUAAGUAAGAAUGUUUAAUAAGAAUGAAAUAAAGAUUUUUGUAAUAUUA
This is a messenger RNA of Danaus plexippus (monarch butterfly), 4613 nucleotides long. Its product is annotated as matrix metalloproteinase-2-like. The coding region runs from base 554 to 2959 and encodes 801 amino acids. Gene Ontology annotation, molecular function: metalloendopeptidase activity; zinc ion binding. Gene Ontology annotation, cellular component: extracellular matrix. NCBI's taxonomy places the organism in Eukaryota, Metazoa, Arthropoda, Insecta, Lepidoptera, Nymphalidae. The record is from RefSeq and is a predicted model, not a curated record. The transcript has 12 exons. Gene Ontology annotation, biological process: collagen catabolic process; extracellular matrix organization; proteolysis.